AUGGCUUCAAGUAAAGUAAGAAUUAACGUAUCUAAAACCAUCCAAUUAGAACUUGAGGAUAAAUUGUCAGACAUUCGUGAAAAGCUUAAAAAAGAUGGCACUAUUAAAAUGAAUGAUACAUUAUUAUUUUCAAAAAAUUUCUAUAAUAAAGAUAAAUUUGAGUUGACCGCAAUAUCGCGUGAAAAUGAGAAAGAAAUAACUUUGAAUAACAUUAUCGAAGAGGCUUCGAACGAUAACGAAACUUCAUUUACCUUAAGUUUAAUAGAAACCUCAAGACCAUAUUGGAAGUUCUUGAAUGAACGACAUAAAUUAGAUUUUGGAUGUACAAUGACUUCUAACGGGAUUAAAAGAGCGAAUCAAAGAGCUUUUAAAAUGGAAGCAUGUCAACUGGCUGAAAUUGACAUUAAAAAAGAUGAAAUGGCGAAAUUUAAUUCAUUAGAAGAUUGGAUGAUAAAGAAAAAUCUGUUUUUUUUUUCCGAUAUGAAUGUAAAAUAUUUUGCAAAAAUAGGAAAAAAAUAUGAAAAUUACGAAAGUGAUAUUGAAGAUACUUUAAAUAAAUAUCGAGUAUAUAAAAAAGCAUCUAUUAGAAUUGGUAAUUUAAAAGCGACAGCUGAUUUUAUUAAAAAA
Messenger RNA from Rhizophagus irregularis DAOM 181602=DAOM 197198, 627 nucleotides. RefSeq lists its product as uncharacterized. The record is from RefSeq and is a predicted model, not a curated record. Lineage: Eukaryota; Fungi; Glomeromycota; Glomeromycetes; Glomerales; Glomeraceae.